UUAGUUGUGUUCCUGAAACAUUUCCAAUGGGUAGACCAGGUUUUAGUCCGCGUGGUGGCCGCGGAGGAGGUGGAAGAGGUGGCGGCGGACGAGGUGGUUUCCGUGGGGGUGGUGGUAGAGGUGGAGGAUUUGGAAGAGGUGGAGGAGGCGGCAGAGGUGGAAGAGGUGGAGGCUUUGGUGGUCGUGGAGGAGGCAGAGGCGGAGGCAGAGGAGGUGGCCGCGGAGGAUUUAAAGGUGGAGCCAAAGUAACAAUUGAGCCACACAGACAUGAAGGAGUAUUUAUUGCUCGUGGAAAGGAAGAUGCACUGGUCACAAAGAACAUAGUCCCUGGAGAAACAGUAUAUGGAGAGAAAAAAAUAUCAGUGGAUGCACCAGAUGUUGGUGCUGGUGCCGAAAAAGUUGAAUACAGGGUGUGGAACCCAUUUCGCUCCAAGCUUGCAGCAGCCAUUCUUGGUGGAAUCGACAAGAUACAUAUGGCACCUGGAUCUAAGGUGUUAUACCUUGGAGCUGCGUCAGGAACAACUGUGUCUCAUGUUUCUGAUAUUGUUGGUCCAGAUGGUCUUGUGUAUGCAGUUGAAUUUUCUCACAGAUCUGGCCGUGAUCUCAUAAAUGUAGCGAAAAAAAGAACAAAUGUCAUUCCAAUUAUAGAAGAUGCCAGACAUCCACAUAAAUACAGAAUGCUUGUUGGAAUGGUAGAUACUAUUUUUGCUGAUGUGGCUCAACCAGACCAAGCCCGUAUUGUUGCUAUUAAUGCUCAUAACUUCCUAAAAAAUGGAGGACAUUUUGUCAUUUCUAUAAAGGCAAACUGCAUCGAUUCAACAGCAGAACCUGCUGCAGUAUUUGCAGGAGAAGUGAAGAAGAUGCAAGCAGAGAAAAUGAAACCCCAGGAACAGUUGACACUGGAACCGUACGAGAGAGAUCAUGCUGUAGUUGUUGGAAUUUACAGACCACCUCCAAAGAAGGACAAGCAGUAGAAUAGAUUUCAGUUUCUAGGAUUUUAUUGUAACUUAUGUCACAUUUUGAAAUAAAAAAAUCAGUAAUUUCUAUAUAAUUUUAACAUUCCAAAGAGCUUUUGUCUAAAAAUCUUUACCGCUGCCUAUACUUUUUAAGGUUGCAUCAGUCCUUCUCUCUGUCGGAGUCAAUUUUUACUGUAAUAACAACCAUAUUGAUGGGAGUUAACUUGGCUACUAGGAUAUUUCCUGGUAUUUGGAAGUAACCUAUGUUUAUUUUGAUUUCCAAACCUGCAAGGAAGCCUAAAAAAGUGAAUUUCAAUAUAAUUUAUUUUGAAAACGCUUCACAAAGUUGUAUGGGGAUGACUGAUCAUGUUUUGAUAAAUGUACAUGUAUAUAUCAACGUUGAUUUGUUCCUGCGCUCUGAAAUAAAGUUGUGUCUAC
Pocillopora verrucosa is the source of this 1394-nucleotide messenger RNA. Its product is annotated as rRNA 2'-O-methyltransferase fibrillarin. Gene Ontology annotation, biological process: box C/D sno(s)RNA 3'-end processing; rRNA methylation. Gene Ontology annotation, cellular component: small-subunit processome; Cajal body; nucleolus. Lineage: Eukaryota; Metazoa; Cnidaria; Anthozoa; Scleractinia; Pocilloporidae. The record is from RefSeq and is a predicted model, not a curated record. Gene Ontology annotation, molecular function: RNA binding; rRNA methyltransferase activity; histone H2AQ104 methyltransferase activity.